UAAAAGGCCAAAAUUCGCACUCGGAGGCUUAUUCUGCAACGUUUACUUGCACUCAACUCAUAGACAUGUCUGCCCAGUCCGCUUUCCGUCGCAACCUUGGCCACUGGUUCGCCGUUGAGGCGAUUCCUAUCUACAUCAUCAUGGGCGGUGCGGUCACUGGCGCUGCCUGGUACGCGUCGCGUCUCGCGCGGGCUCCUCACGUCGUCUGGUCGCGCGAGAACGCCACGCCGUGGAACACCAUCCAGCCCAACCAGAGCCCGAAGAUGUUCAACGUCAACCAGGAGUUCGAGUCCAAGUGGAACCGCAAGCUUCUGUAAUGAUGUUGCUGGUUAUCUUUAUUCGGAGUCUGUCCCUCUCGCACUGCUAUAUUCGCGCUCUGUACAUGUUCUCUACCCUCGUUGGAUAAUACAUCCAGGCUUGUAAACGACGAA
Messenger RNA from Schizophyllum commune H4-8, 431 nucleotides. RefSeq lists its product as uncharacterized. Bases 66 to 317 code for a protein of 83 amino acids. The record is from RefSeq and is a predicted model, not a curated record. NCBI's taxonomy places the organism in Eukaryota, Fungi, Basidiomycota, Agaricomycetes, Agaricales, Schizophyllaceae. The transcript has 5 exons.